AGAAGGGGCCUGCUCCGCCAUCUUGUUGCCAUAUUGGCCAUCCUUUUGGACCAUCCUUUGGGGGGGCAAGGAGGGAUGCUGGGAUCCCUCGGGGGGCGUCUGCCCCGGGUUGCUCGGGUGUGGGAGGGAGCAGGAAUAGGUUGCGGGCCUGGGAUCCCCCUGGCUGGGCUGCCCCUGGCCUGGCAGAGGUUGGCAUCCACCUCUCCAGCUGGUGGGCCCUUGGGGGAUGGCUGGUACUGGGCCUUGGCAGACUCGACCCCGGUGCACUGGGCCGAGCAGGGUCUGCUGGCCGCUCAGCAGGCCUCGGGCCUGCCCUGGUGGGCCACCAUCCUCUGUGCCACCGGCCUCCUGCGCGGGGCCAUCACGCUGCCCCUCGCCGCCCACCAGCACUACAUCCUCGCCAAGGUGGAAAAUUUGCAACCCGAAAUCAGAAACAUUGCCAAGCACCUCAACCAUGAAAUUGCACUUCGGGCAAAGCAGUUGGGAUGGUCAAAAAGGAUUGCGAGGCUCACCCACCUGAACACCAUGCGACGGCUCGUCUCGGAGCUGUACGUCCGGCACAACUGCCACCCGUUCAAAGCCACCCUGCUCGUCUGGAUCCAGGUCCCCAUGUGGGUGCUGGUGUCGGUCGCCCUCCGCAACUUCAGCGUGGGAGCAGUCGACUCAGAAGGUUUACCCCUCAGGGAACAGUUCUCCACGGGCGGAGCGCUGUGGUUUCCCGACCUCACCGCCCUCGACUCCACGUUGAUUCUUCCCGUCUCCCUCGGGAUCCUCAACCUGUUCAUAGUGGAGGUUUUCGCGCUACAGAGACUGGAAAUGUCGCGAUUUCAGAAAUACAUCACCCACUUCAUCCGCGGGGUGUCCGUGCUGAUGAUCCCUAUUGCCGCGACCGUGCCCUCGUCCAUCGCCCUGUACUGGCUCUGCUCCAGCUGCCUGGGCCUGGCUCAGAACCUCCUGCUGCGCUCGCCGCGCUUCCGCCGGCUCUGCCGCAUCCCGCCCACCGCGUCCGACUCGGACACUCCGUACGCGGACCUCCGGGACGCCUUUUACGCCAAGUACUCGCCGAGGAAGCCGGCCGGGCGACGGGAGUCGGGCCGCCCAGAAUGAGGAAAGCGGGGAGGACGGGAAUUCCCCGUCGUGGAAUACGGAACCGUCCGGGCGCCAGGCCCCUCCUGGCUCCUCCGUGCGUCCGCCUGCCGGGUCACCUUGGACAUCCACUUUGUUUCUCUGGGCCUCGGUUACUUUAUGAUGAUGAUGAUGAUGGCAUUUUUUAAGCGCUUACUGUGUGCAAAGCACUGUUCUAAGCACUGGGCACUGUUC
Molecule: messenger RNA, 1320 nt
Organism: Tachyglossus aculeatus (Australian echidna)
Lineage: Eukaryota; Metazoa; Chordata; Mammalia; Monotremata; Tachyglossidae
Product: cytochrome c oxidase assembly protein COX18, mitochondrial
Exons: 6
Coding region: 76-1107 (343 amino acids)
Biological process (GO): mitochondrial respiratory chain complex IV assembly; protein insertion into mitochondrial inner membrane from matrix
Cellular component (GO): mitochondrial inner membrane
Molecular function (GO): membrane insertase activity
Source: RefSeq, a predicted model, not a curated record